Messenger RNA from Seminavis robusta, 450 nucleotides. NCBI's taxonomy places the organism in Eukaryota, Bacillariophyta, Bacillariophyceae, Naviculales, Naviculaceae. The record is from the annotation of a GenBank genome assembly.
AUGCAGAUAACACCUUCCACCAUUAUCCGGACAGCUUCAAACUAUCAAGGCCUUACAGCCCGUGCUGUGAACCAUGAGACAUACAGGUACAAUCGGACAUUUCGAGGUUGCUUUGGUGUUCAUCCUGAACUAGCUGCCGAGCUGUGGAAUAUGAUGGAUGAUAUGGAUCCUUUGAGCAAUAUUGGUUGGGUGACAUAUUUUCUGGCAACACUUAUGUUCUUGCGCACUUAUACUGUUACGGAAGUACUGGCAAUGAUUUUCAUGAAGGAUGAGAAGACAAUCCGGCAUUGGGUAUGGGUGUUUGUGGAAAAGCUGGCUAGUUUGGAUUUGGUACGUGAUGACCAAGCUUUUGCUUUUCUCCAUCGCCGCCUUCACAAAUACAAGGACCUAACCAUGUUCAUGCUGCACUCCACCUCUGCUGCUCCUGCUCUAGAUCAGAUGGGAGAAUAG